AUGGCAUCAUCUUCAUCAUUAUCAUCAAAACGUAGAAAUUUUUUAAAUUCUUCUCAAAGUCGUACAGUAAUUAAUGAUGAUCAUGAAAACCUUCUACAUCGUGCAAUACCGAAACAUAAUUUAGUAUGUUGGUUACGCGAUCGAGAACUUGGUUAUACAAAAUCAAGAAUAAAUCAUUUUAUUGCACGACGUACUAAUAUUUAUCGUGCUAUUCAUCCGUCUUAUUCAAUUUUAAUGUGUACAGUACCACAAGCUGUAUAUAUAAGAAGAUUUUCACCAAAUGGACAAUAUUUGCUUGCUUUUUCACAUGAUCUUGAAUCUUUGAUUGUUUAUAAAUAUAAAGCUAGUUCUGUUGUAACUCAAGGACAUGAUCUUAAUGAAGUAAUGGAAAUUCUCGAAGAUUGUGGUAAUGAUCUACUUAAAAUCGAAGAUAUUCUUCCAUUAUUUCCUGAUUUUGAAACAAUUGAUCAAUUUAAAAAACCAAUUAUUAAAUCAUUAGAACAUUAUAAUGAUCGUUUGAGUGAUCUACGAAAUGAAAUGAAUGAUGCAUCAAAAUCUAUUGAUGAUAUACGCGAUGAUUUAGCUAAAUAUCGUACACGAUGUGUUGCAACAAUUGAUUCAAAUGCAACAUGUUCAUUAUGUGAACAAGCAUUAAUGUUGCAAUCAACAUUUUAUAUAUUUGCUUGUGGCCAUUAUUUUCAUGGUGACUGUUUAUUUACAUAUGUACGACGUUUAAUGAAACGUAAAGAUGAGAAUAAUUUAGAUGAAACAAAUCGUUUACAAACAUCAACUAAAGGUGGACAAAUAAGUGAACAAAAUAAACCAAAACUUGAUAAAUCUUCAAAAAACAGUACGAUCCAAAAAGAUAUUGAUACUGUUAACCGUUUACAAUCAAUAAUCGCUAGUGGAAUAGCACCACCAUCACGUGAUAUGGAAAGUGUACAACAAGAACUUGAUGAUCUAGUUGCUUCACAAUGUGUAUUAUGUGGUGAAACAGCUGUUGAUUAUUUGGAUCAACCACUUGAUGCAAUUUUAUAA
Messenger RNA from Rotaria sp. Silwood2, 1038 nucleotides. The record is from the annotation of a GenBank genome assembly. Lineage: Eukaryota; Metazoa; Rotifera; Eurotatoria; Philodinida; Philodinidae.